Molecule: messenger RNA, 1601 nt
Organism: Etheostoma cragini (Arkansas darter)
Lineage: Eukaryota; Metazoa; Chordata; Actinopteri; Perciformes; Percidae
Product: endonuclease domain-containing 1 protein-like
Exons: 2
Coding region: 84-971 (295 amino acids)
Molecular function (GO): nucleic acid binding; hydrolase activity; metal ion binding
Source: RefSeq, a predicted model, not a curated record
CACAGAGGAGGCUCAUACAAGUCCACACAGCAGGACAACGUUUCGAAAGGAUUAAAUGCUCUGCGAGGACUGCAUGAUUCGUCAUGAUUGUCUACAGAAGGGAUCAAAUGCUCAUCUGUCUUCUUGUAAUUGUGAUGGCAAGAGCAGAGGUGAAGGAAAACCUCUCACCUGAGUGUAAACAGUUCCUGUACAUGGGCACGAUGCCUCGAGGUCUUGAGGCGCAACCUUUUAAAAAGAUUUGCCAGAUCUAUGCGGGCAGCCCAAGAUUUGUCACCCUGUACGACACCUUCAACCACAUCCCUGUUUACUCUGCGUACACCUUCAAGCGCUCGGACGGCUUAAAGAAGGUUGAUGUGCCUUGGAUGUAUGAACCACAGCUCUCCACAGUGUCUGAAUCCCGUGAGAUGCAGCCGUUCCCUUCAGAAAACGUCCACAGUAGUUUUGAGGAUGCUCAGGCCGUGCUUGACGACUACUCUAACACUGUCAUCUAUGAACGUGGUCAGCUGAAUCCAGACGAGCACCAGGCCCACCCUAAUGACAAAGCAUCCACCUACACACUGACAAACGUGGUCCCUCAGGUCAGAGAGUUCAACAUUGGUCCCUGGAAAAAUCACGAGCACAUCAUUCGCAGGCGGCUCAACAACUUCUGUCGUGGCACCGCCUAUGUAAUCACCGGGGUCACUACCUCGGGGCACACAAUCCGCCGCCACAACAUCAAUCGCCUGGGCAUCCCCACCUACCUCUGGUCGGCCUACUGCUGCGUUGAUUUUGACCACAAUGCACCGUACUCAGAGCGCUCUAAGUUUCCUGCGUUUGCAGCUCAUGGGCUCAACGACAGGGAGGAUAACAAGGUUCAAGAGAUGACGGUGCAACAGCUGGAGGACUUCCUGAAGAGGGUAACUUAUGUUGGCAGCUCUUUCCAGAUCUUCUAUGACAACUGUGUUCCUAAGGGUGCCCUGCAUCUGCCUUAAGAAAAUAGAGAUGGGUCCUACAUAUUUAGUAGAUAUAUACAUAUCCAUGUCAGUGCCAAUAACAUUCAACAUUUAGAAGCUGAUUAGAAGCAACUCAUUUUAGUCAAUAUUUAAUUUACUCUACAUUUUACAGUUUUCUGGGGUAAAUCAGACUUUUUGCUCAUGUCUCAAUUUUAAUUCCAUUAUCCAAUUUACAGAGUUCCAUGUAAUUGCUCUGUGGCCACUUGUUCGCAGAUUAAAAUUUUUGUCAUAUCACCAUUAUCCUGCUUUUCUUUAUAAUUGGACUGAUCUUUACUUAUUUACCGUUUACAGUAAAAUUAAAUAAUCUUAGUUAAAAGGUUGAUUUACUAGCUCUCCUGGGCUCCAUUUAUAUUAGAGGAUGUAGUUGAAAGCUCUUAUAAUCUACUAAGUGGAACUUUGACCUUAGAUUUUGUUACAUAAAGUAUACUGUGCCCCAAGGUCAAGAUUGAUUCACAAUGUUAACAUUUGAGUAAAAAUCCCCUUGUAACCUAAAUACAUCUUAACACUUCCACUAUUCAUUAUUAUUUAAAUUAUGUUGUAUUUGAUGGUGCAUUAAGACGUUUUUAUUGGGCAUAAACUAACCCUGAAAACCCUACAUGGUUGUACAAU